AUGGCUGCUAAAGAGGAACUUUACGCCAAAGUGACACCGCGAAGACAGCGCCAGACCCGGGCAGGCACCGUCAAACAUGGGUCAACUCUGGACGUGCUGCUUUCAAUGGGCUUCCCUAAAACCAGGGCAUUGAAAGCUUUGGUUUCAACAGGAGGGAAAAAUGUCCAGGCAGCUUGUGACUGGCUCUUUUCCCAUGUGGACGACCCCUUCCUGGAUGACCCCCUGCCCAGAGAGUAUGUGUUGUAUCUGCGACCCAGCGGUCCACUGCUACAGCAGCUUUCGCUCUUCUGGCAGCAAUCUCGCCUCUCGUGCGGCAAGAACAAGGCACACAACAUCUUCCCCCACAUAACGCUCUGCCAAUUUUUCAUGUGUGCCGACGGGAAGGUGGAGGCACUGUCAGAUGCCCUCCAAACCACUGUGGCAAAGUGGAAAGGAAAGAUUCCCAUGCCUCUUCCCCUGGAGUUGUACACUUCCUCUACCUUUAUUGGCCUCUUUGUGGAAGAGCAAGUGGCAGAACUGCUGAAGGGUUUUGCAGCUGAUUUUGCCAAUGAAGCUGAAACUAAAGCAGAUGUGCAUGUUGAGCACCAUAAGAAGCAACUGCAUGUUACAUUGGCGUACCAUUUCCAAAGCAGCCAUCUUCCAGUUCUGGAAAAACUGGCCAAGAACGUGGACGUUUCAUCAGGCUGUGACUGGCUGGCUGUGCUCUUCUCCCGGGAUAUUCGCUUUGCUAAUCAUGAGACACUGCAAGUGAUGUACCCUUACGUGCCUCAAAAUGAUGAUGAGCUUGAGCUAGUGAUUGGAGAUUUCAUCUUCAUGUCACCUAUGGAGCAAAGCAAUGCUAGCGAGGGCUGGGUCUACGGAACGUCUCUGGGCACGGGGUUGUCCGGCUUGCUGCCUGAAAACUAUGUCAACCGCGCUGAUGAGUCAGACACUUGGGUGGUUCAUGGGUCUCAUUCUAUUCUCAACUACACCUCUCUGUCUAAUGCUGGGAGCACCGUGGGUGGGUUACUGUUUGAUGAACAGCCCACUGACAGUCUGCUUGAUAGUCUGGUGGAUCCUCCCAGCCUUGCUGGUCUCUGUCCUCCCAUGCAGGUGACACGGCCAGCUGGUCAGUCCUCCUCAUCCAAGAUGCGAUUGUUUGUGUGUCGGCACGGGGAGAGGAUGGAUGUUGUGUUCGGAAAACAUUGGGUCACUCAGUGCUUUGACGCCAAAGGUCGAUACGUUCGCUCAAAUCUCAACAUGCCAUCCAGCCUGCCAACCAGAAGCGGCGGUCACCGGGACUAUGAUAAAGAUUGUCCAAUUACUGUGUUUGGCUCCUCCCAAGCACGUCUUGUAGGUGAAGCCUUGUUGGAAAGCCACACCACAAUAGACUUUGUUUACUGCUCUCCUUCACUUCGGUGUGUCCAGACCGCUCAGCAUAUUCUGCAGGGUCUCCAACAAGAGGGAAAGACAAAAAUCCGUGUGGAGCCUGGACUUUUUGAAUGGACCAAGUGGGUUUCAGGCACCUGUUUACCUACUUGGAUCCCUCCGACAGAGCUGGCUACUGCUAAUCUGAGUGUGGAUACAACUUACAGACCUCAUGUUCCCAUUAACAAGCUAGUGGUGUCUGAGUCCUAUGACACCUACAUCAGUCGGAGCUUUCAAGUGACUCGUGAAAUCCUAUCAGAGUGCAAGAAUAUGGGAAACAAGGUCCUGAUUGUGGCCCAUGCUUCUUCCCUGGAGGCCUGCACUCGCCAAAUACAAGGACUCAGCCCACAAAACUCCAAGGACUUCGUCCAAGUUGUGCGAAAGAUUCCCUACUUGGGAUUUUGUGCUUGUGAAGAAAUGGGCGAGACGGGGGUGUGGCAGCUGGUUGACCCACCUAUCCUGCCUUUAACACAUGGACCCAAUCAUAGCUUCAACUGGAGGCAAAUGCUAAUGCAAGACUGA
Messenger RNA from Nerophis lumbriciformis (worm pipefish), 1929 nucleotides. The record is from RefSeq and is a predicted model, not a curated record. NCBI's taxonomy places the organism in Eukaryota, Metazoa, Chordata, Actinopteri, Syngnathiformes, Syngnathidae.